CAGACGCCGUGACAACAGACGGCUGUUCGCCCGACGCGCCGUCCAGGUGUUCGCUGUAUGAUAUUGCAGAGCUACUGGACGGAUUUUGGAGCUUUAUCAGUGUAUUUGCCCGAAAUGGCCUAACGUGAUACGCUAUAUCUCCGAGCCCAGCUGUGACUGGGACGUCAGGCAUACCAGCGUAUCCCCUCCCCGCUCCCUCAUCUCCCGGAGAAUGAAGCGGGAGCACCGUUAAAAAAAUGAAGACUGACACGGGGAUCCGAAUUUUGAGCUGAGUGUUUAUACCUCGAGUGAGAAAAGCUAGCGGUUAGGCUAACCCGCUAGCUAGCCCGGCGGCGGCUCGGUUAACGGGAUUUGCGCCGCCAUGGCCGGGCUCAUCAAGAAGCAGAUACUGAAGCAUCUCUCCAGGUUUGCUAAGAACCUGUCGCCGGACAAGAUCAACCUGAGCACGCUGAAGGGGGAGGGCCAGCUCACCAAUCUAGAGCUGGACGAGGAGGUUCUCCAGAGCCUGCUGGACCUGCCCACCUGGCUGGCCAUCAACCGUGUGUGCUGCAACAAGGCCGCAAUCAGGAUACCAUGGACAAAGUUGAAGACUCACCCGAUCUCUUUGACUCUGGAUAAAGUAGAAAUGGAGAUGAGUACCUGUGAUGAACCCCGUCCCCCCAAUGGUCCGUCUCCCAUAGCAACAGCAUCAGGCCAAAGUGAAUAUGGCUUUGCUGAGAAGGUGGUGGAGGGGAUGUCUCUGUCCAUAAACUCCAUAGUGAUCAGGAUCAGUGCCAAGGCCUUUAACGCCUCCUUUGAGCUCUCUCAGCUGCAAGUCUACAGCGUCAACACCAGCUGGAGCAUCAGUGACCUGCGAUUCACUCGCAUCCAGGACCCUCAGAGGGGAGAGAUCCUGACGUUUAAGGAGAUCAGCUGGCAGAUGAUCCGUAUCGAGGCUGACGCUAUUCAGAGCGCCGAGCACGAGAUGUUGAGCGCACCCAUCCGCCUCAUCACCAACCAGUCCAAGAUCCGAGUCACUCUCAAGAGACGGAUUAAGGACUGUAACGUCGUGGCCUCCAAGCUGAUUCUGGUCCUGGACGACCUGCUCUGGGUGCUGACUGACUCCCAGCUCAAAGCCAUGGUGCAGUAUGCCAAGUCCCUUAGUGAGGCCAUGGAGAAGUCUGCACAGCAGAGGAAGAGCAUGGCCACAGAGGACCAGGUAUCGUCGUCGCCGCCCCCCUCAGCCCAGCAGGUACGCACCCAGCAGGCGUCCACAGCCGCUGACCAGAGCGCAACGAUGGCAAAGCUGUUCAGCGCUUACGACGUAUGCGAGACGUCACACCAUCUCCAGAUCACACACCUCGACCUGCACAUCUGUGACGACAUCCACGCUAUGGACAAAGUGAUCAAUAAGAGGAUAACAGGUGGAGCCAUGCAGCUGUCUUUCAGCUCCAUCACUCUGGACUACUAUCCCUUCCACAGAGCAGGUGACAGCUGUGCUCACUGGAUGCACUACAGCGAGGCCACCAAAACCAGAGAGGGCUGGGCACGGAGCCUGCUCGAUGAGUUCAAGUCCAACAUGGAGAUGUUAAAGACCGCAGUUAGAGACCAGCAGGGUCCGGCUCCUGCUCACGGUUCCCCACAACAUGUGUCCCUUAGGGACGAUGUGUAUGGGCCUCUAGGAAGUCAGGAGAGAGCAGGAGAAGGAGUAGGGCUUAGGGAGGCAGAUGGAGGACUCAUAGAGUGGAGCCCACAAACACAGCCUCCGGCCCAGUGCUGCUGGUGCUUAGAGCCAGGUAAGAUAAACACCACCUCUUCCAGUACUUCCUUCAGUCCUCCACCUCAAAGCCCCAAGACCCAGCUGAUGUCCAGCUCUGUUGUUCUCAGGAUGGCUGACUUCAGCAUCUACCAGGUGUCAACAGCGGACCAGCGUCGCUCCAGCCCGAAGGCCAUGAUCUCCUGCAAUAAGAAGUCCUUGUACCUUCCCCCAGAGAUGCCGGCCAUCCAUGUUGAGUUCACAGAGUACUACUUUCCUGAUGGAAAAGACUAUCCCAUCCCGUGUCCCAACCUGUACGCCCAGCUGAACGCCCUGCAGCUGGUUCUGGAUCCUCGCAGUCUGGUGUGGAUCAACCUUUUCGCCCUCGACCUCAGGCAGAGUCUGGAGCAGUUCAUGGAGAUCUACAAGCUCAACGACUCGCAGAAACCGGACGAGCAUGUUGACAUCAAGGUUGACGGCCUCAUGCUCAAGUUGGUGAUUCCCACCGAUCGGGACCCUUCCUGCCCCCCAGACCUGCCUCGCUCCAUCUCAGUGCAGACCUCAGAAAUGGUGGCCACUAACACCCGGCACCCGGCCAACUGCACCCGCUCCCACCUUGAGGCCCUGUUGCAGGCUUUCCAGGAAGAGCCCUUCUUCUCUUCCUCUUUUGCCUCAUUCCCUCGUUCCUCCUCCUCUUUACCCCUGCUCCAUCCCGUCUUCCAGCAUCACGCUCACGAACAAGACACCAGGUUGCAUGACAUCUACCGGGGCCUGAUCGUGCCGACGAUGGGGGCGAGCGCCCUGAAGAUGCCAGCCGCCACUGACUUUUGGGCGUUGCACUUUGCACAGUUCUGGGUGGAUUAUGAGGGCACCCGUGGAGGCAAAGGGCGGCCGCAGCCCUUUGUGGACUCCUUCCCUCUCACCGUGUGGGCCUGUCAGCCAGCGAAGCUUCUCCAGCACCAGAAGAAGCUGAGAGAUGCCGCUGGAUUAGGUCUACCCAGAAGCACAUCUGUAGAGGCUGUCGGACGCAUACAGAGGAAACGCUUACUAAAGGAGUAUUACAGUACUGACAGCGCGCCGACAUCAUCUCACAGCAGCGAUGCAACACUGCCACCCAGUAACGGACUCCAUAAACCCCUCUCAUUGGACAAUUUGCCUUCCUCAUCUCCCUCUUCUUUGGCGUCGUCGAGUAAAGACGCUGACAUACAUGUGUUGGUGCAUGUGCAGAAACAUUUAAGUGCUCAGGUGAGCCACCGGCAGUAUGUGUUUCUGAUGCAUCUCCAGCGCAGCAUCAAAGCCCUGCAGCAGACCUUACAGCAAGACCUGGAGGAGAUGGGCUCCAAGAGAGACCGUAAGGAUCCCUCCCAGCAUGCCGCGGACCACCAGCCCUUCACCGUCUGCCUGGGCCUCCUGCUGAAAAGCGCAGAGGUCUCCCUGCUCCUGAAGCCCGUCACCCAGCCCGAGGGUACAAGAUCUCCUCUGGGGUCAGAGCUCUCCCCCUCAGAGAGCCGAGGAACCCUGGAGCCCGGGAGCGACGCCGGAGAGGCGGCAGAGAAGGGCGAGAAAGGGGGUGACGGAGCUGGUUGCGGGGCCUGCACUGUAGACCAGCUGUUAUGCGGAGAAGGCUCAGAAAGCAGAGCCACGCAGGGUCCUGCUCCCCUCAUCCCCACCUCCACUUCCACCGCACGUCCCGACUCGAAUCACAAAGCCUCACUGGAGGAGAGGACUUCAGCUAAGAACUCUGGGAGGAGGAGUUCAGAUGAAGGGGGCGAAGUGGGAGUGGAUGGGUUGGUUGGGAGCGAAGAAACGGGAGCCGGACUAGACUCCAAACCCCAGGCGAGUGACACGCUGUCUGACCCACUCUGCACCAAAGACUGGAGUGACAAGGACAAGGCUGCAGCUGGCAAGAUGCCUCAGUCAAUAUCCAGGAAAGGAAGUUUGUCUGUCGUUUCUGAUCUCCUCAGCUCCUCAAACUCCAGCAGAUCCACCUCCCUUUAUUCCAUGUCCAACAUUGGUCGUUUGAUGAGGGACCGCUCCCAGUCCAGUUUCUCCGUUUCCUAUAAGAACAUGAAGAAGAGCCCGUCCCUGCAGUCCCUGGACAACAUCUCCAUAGACAGCUACCUGAUGGAGGACGGAGACACCUACAGCCUGUUGGAGCGAGAUGACGUGUCCAUCUCGGGAUUUAAGGACGUCAUCAGCGAGCAAAGCGCCACGGAGAGCGCCACCGAGGCUGCGACUGGUCAGGAGCAGGAAGGAGGCGUGUCCCCAGACACAGUCAGCGCCACCUCACAGAGCAUUGACGAGCCCACCAAAGAUAUAGUGUCGGUGCUUGUGUUGAAGGUGCAGUCGGUGUGUGUGGGCAUGGAGGUGCUGGGCGAGAGCACGGCCGUGGCUUUGGAGGUGGGCCGGGUCACACCCAGCCAGCUGGGCAACGUCAGCCUCAGACAGUACCUCAGCAACCGCAGCCUGGGUAUGGUGUGUUCAGUACCAAUACCUGCUCAAAGCAGCCAAGCCGGCGGCGAGAUCAGCUCUGCGUCCGUCAAAGGCCUCCACAGUCCGGAGGUGCGGGCUCGGCUGGAGAGCGGUCCCUGCGCCGCCGCCCAUUCCCCGCUGGCUGAGCGCAACGGCUUCCUGCAGCUGCGUCUCCACGGCUACCAAGCAAGCUUCCUGAUGUCCACGCUGCGCAACCUGGCCCACUUCCUGGAGGACGACUCGGCGCCGCAGGUCCUGCCCAUGGAGAUCAGCGUCAGGGACACACACAUCAACUUAAAGGAUGACGGUCCCCGUGACAAUCCCUCCGACUCCGAGCCGUCGCCGAUCACCCUGCACGUGGACAGUCUGGUCAUACACAGAAGAGACGAUGGGUCCUUUUCCAUAGGAGUGGACGGUGCAGCCGAGGCCAAACCUGGGAAAGAGGGCACGUUGAUUGACAGCUCUCUGAGUCCAGUCCCUGAGGCUGCGGGCGGCAUUGCAAAGGCCACGCAAACCCAAGCCCCGCCCACCACCCCGCCUCCAUCCUCCAGAGAAAAGAUGCUGAUCGAGGAGAACGAAUGUUUGAAAGUGGAGCUGUCCCGAGCCAAGAUGGCACUGGCCGAGGCUCAGAUGGAGAAGGACUCGCUGCUGCACCGCAUAAAGAACCUCAAAUUCAACACCAGCUAGGCUCUGCUCACUCUUCCCAGCGAGCCGGUCGCUCAGCCUCCCCUCCCUCCCCCCUCCCCCCC
Thunnus maccoyii (southern bluefin tuna) is the source of this 4956-nucleotide messenger RNA. RefSeq names its product UHRF1 binding protein 1-like (gene bltp3b). Lineage: Eukaryota; Metazoa; Chordata; Actinopteri; Scombriformes; Scombridae. The record is from RefSeq and is a predicted model, not a curated record. The coding region runs from base 362 to 4894 and encodes 1510 amino acids. The transcript is spliced from 25 exons.